CGGUAGAGAACAACAUUGCACUUUGCAUCAGCUCUUAUGUGAGUGUUGCCUGUUUCUUUCUCGACCCCCCUGUGCCUCAGUCUGCAGUGAAAGUCUCCAGCCUGUAUUUACCGGAGGGGGCAUGGAACCUCUGCGGAAGGAGGGGAAGGAUAAUCCGUCGGCUACAGCUAAUCUUCUCUCCAAGAUUUUCUUCUGUUGGCUGAAUCCCCUCUUCAAAGUUGGAUAUAAGAAGAAACUGGAAGAAGAUGACAUGUACAAAGUUUUACCAGAGGAUGCAUCUGACAGGCUCGGGGAGGAGCUACAGUGGUACUGGAACAAAGAGCUUCAACAGGCAGCUAAAGGACUGCGUCCACCUAACCUUAGCAAAGCUCUAGUUAAGUGCUAUUGGAGAUCAUACUUGCUCAUUGGACUAUACAUAUUUGUGGAGGAAGUUAUCAAAAUUAUCCAGCCACUUCUACUUGGAAAGCUAAUUGAAUACUUUGAGAGCUGUGAUCCGACCAACACCGCUGCACCCUAUGAGGCCUACACUUAUGCAGGAGGUAUUUCCAUGUCAACCAUUGGCCUGGCAGUCCUUCACCAUCUUUACUUCUACCACGUCCAACGAGCCGGCAUGAAGAUUCGCGUAGCCAUGUGCCAUAUGAUCUAUCGAAAGGCUCUCUGUCUUAACAGCACAGCUUUGGCCAAAACAACCACAGGACAAAUUGUGAACCUCUUAUCCAAUGAUGUCAACAAAUUUGAUGAGGUAACACUAUAUUUGCACUUUUUGUGGAUUGGACCACUGCAAGCAGGAACUGUCAUAGUAUUGUUACUGUAUGCGAUCGGCCCAUCAUGCCUUGCAGGGAUGGCUUUCUUUUUCAUCCUGAUGCCAGUACAGACCAUGUUUGGUCGCUUCUUCUCACGUUUCAGGGCUGAAACAGCAAUCUUAACUGAUGACAGAAUACGCACAAUGAAUGAAAUCAUCACAGGGAUCCGUGUUAUAAAGAUGUAUGGCUGGGAGAAGCCUUUUGGUGCACUGGUGGAUGAGGUCAGAAGAAUGGAGAUCUCCAAGAUCAUGAAAAGUUCUUACUUGCGCGGCCUGAACAUGGCGUCUUUCUUUGUGGCCAGCAAGAUAAUAAUCUUCAUCACCGUCUGUGUCUACGUCCUGACAGGGAACCGGCUGUCUGCAAGCAAAGUGUUUAUGGCUGUUUCCCUUUAUGGGGCAGUCAGGCUCACCAUCACACUUUUCUUUCCUUUUGCUAUAGAAAAAGUGUCUGAGUCUUUAAUCAGCAUUCGAAGAAUUCAAAAGUUUCUCCUGCUUGAUGAAGUUUCUCCCAAUUUUCUUGGUCUUCCUGUGGUGGAAAAAAGUGACUGCAUGGUGAAGAUUCAGGAUUUAACAUGCUACUGGGAUAAGAUGCUCGAGGCUCCAACUUUGCACAAUAUAUCAUUCACUGUGAAAUCGGAGCAGCUCCUGGCAGUUAUUGGACCUGUUGGAGCUGGAAAGUCCUCGCUCCUCAGUGCCAUCCUUGGAGAGUUGAGCCCAGACAGUGGUAUGAUCAAGGUCAAAGGAGAUCUAACCUAUACCUCUCAGCAGCCCUGGAUAUUACCUGGUACGAUUCGAAGCAACAUCCUUUUUGGCAAAAAACUCAACAUCCCGAAGUAUGAUAGAGUUCUGAGAGCCUGCGCCCUCAAGAGAGACAUGGACCUAAUGCCGGGCGGUGACUUGGCGAUGGUUGGGGACAGAGGAACCAACCUAAGCGGAGGACAGAAGGCCAGGGUCAGCCUAGCCAGAGCAGUGUAUCAGGAUGCAGAUAUCUACUUGCUGGAUGACCCACUUAGUGCUGUGGACGCUGAGGUGGGCAGACACCUUUUUGAAGAGUGCAUUUGUGGACUUUUGAGGAAGAAGCCUCGAAUCCUGGUUACUCACCAACUGCAGUAUCUGAAAGCUGCAGAUGAAAUUAUUGUCUUAAAAGAGGGUCACAUGGUGGUACGGGGGACUUAUACUGAACUGCAGAGCUCUGGUCUGGACUUCACCUCUUUAUUGAAGGAAGAGGAGAACCACGAGGAGGAGAGGCAGCUCAUGACCCCCAUUUCUGGGAUGGUCUCUCGCUGUUCCCACACUGUGUCAGACAACUCCAUGUCCUCCAUGUCCUCCCUCUCCUCCUCACGACACUCUUUAAUGGAGGGAACAGAGCCGCUAGCUCUGGUAGUGCAACCAAUGGAGGAAAACCGCUCAGAAGGAAACAUCAGCCUGCGUAUGUAUGUGAAAUAUUUCAGAGCAGGCGCUAACUUCUUGGUCCUCUUCAUCCUCAUUUUACUCAAUGCACUUGCACAUAUUACGUUUAUUCUCCAGGACUGGUGGCUUGCUUACUGGGCCUCUGAACAGAAGCACAUCAAUGUGACAGAGCACCUCAAUGGCAGCUUCCCUCGGCAGCUGGACCUUGACCUGUACCUAGGUGUUUACGCAGGUUUAACAGCCACUUCAGUUGUGUUUGGCUUCCUACGCAGCUUACUCUUCUUUAAUGUCCUGGUGAGCUCAGCGCAGACCCUGCACAACAGCAUGUUUCAUGCCAUCCUGCGGACCCCAGUUCACUUUUUCGAUAUUAAUCCGAUUGGAAGAAUCCUCAACAGGUUUUCAAAGGACAUUGGUUACCUGGACUCUCUGCUCCCAUGGACGUUUGUGGACUUUAUCCAGGUUUUUCUCCAAGUCCUUGGGGUAAUUGCAGUGGCUGCCAUCAUCAUCCCCUGGAUCCUGAUUCCCAUUGCUCCCCUGCUUGUUGUUUUCCUGUUUCUGCGACGCUACUUCCUCCAGACCUCCAGGGACAUCAAGCGCCUAGAGUCUACCACUCGUAGUCCUGUCUUCUCCCAUCUGUCUUCGUCUCUACAAGGCCUGACCACCAUCCGUGCCUUUAAAGUACAGCAGGGUUUUCAGCAAAUGUUUGAUGAAUACCAAGAUCUUCACUCAGAGGCCUGGUUUUUAUUCCUGGCUACUUCUCGCUGGUUUGCUGUGCGUCUUGAUGGAAUUUGUUCAGUUUUUGUCACCAUUACUGCUUUUGGCUGCAUUUACCUCAGGGAUGGACUGGAUCCCGGUGCAGUAGGUCUGGCUCUGUCCUAUGCUGUGACACUCACUGGCAUGUUUCAAUGGGGUGUCCGACAAAGUGCAGAGAUCGAAAAUAUGAUGACAUCAGUGGAGAGAGUAGUUGAGUACGCAGAGCUGGAGAGUGAAGCACCCUGGGAAACAAGUAACCAGCCUCCACAUGACUGGCCCACGACAGGCUCCAUCACCUUCGACAGAGUUAACUUCUCCUACAGUGCCAGUGAACCCCUGAUCCUAAAGAACCUGACUGUUGUCUUCACAUCCAGAGAGAAGGUUGGUAUCGUUGGCCGGACCGGUGCUGGUAAAAGCUCCCUGAUCUCUGCUUUGUUCCGGCUGGCAGAACCUGAGGGGAGGAUCUUAAUUGACGGUGUUCUGACUUCCGAUAUCGGCCUACACACCCUUCGCCAGAAAAUGUCUAUAAUUCCACAGGACCCAGUUCUCUUCACGGGCACCAUGAGGAAGAAUCUGGACCCUUUCAGGCAGCACACAGAUGAGGACCUGUGGAAUGCACUCCAAGAGGUGCAGAUGAAGGCCGCGGUGGAGGACAUGCCUAAUAAACUGGAGACGGUGCUGACAGAGUCAGGUUCGAACUUCAGCGUGGGUCAGAGGCAGCUGGUGUGUCUGGCAAGGGCUAUCCUUCGCAAAAAUCGCAUCCUCAUCAUUGAUGAGGCCACAGCUAAUGUGGACCCAAGAACUGACAGCCUCAUCCAGCAGACGAUCCGGGACAAGUUUCAAGAGUGUACAGUCCUCACUAUUGCUCACAGGCUCAACACUAUCAUUGACUGUGACAGAAUACUGGUUCUGGAUGCCGGCAGGAUCCAGGAGUAUGAUGAGCCAUAUGUUCUGCUGCAGAACAAGGACGGACUCCUCUACCAGAUGGUCCAACAGACAGGCAGAGCCGAGGCCACCUCGCUGCUCCACACAGCCAAACAGGUUUACAUGAACAAAAAGCGGCUGACAGGUGAAUGCUGUGCCAAGGACAUCUGUGUCAUCUUUGAGACGUCUCUUUGACAUUUUGGAGAGUCGCUGUGGCCCUGAUACUUGCCAUCACUGACCAAAUCCUUUGCCAGAUAGACUCACUGUAGGUCCUAGUGUGUAUUAAAAUGUCCCAGCAGGCUUAGCGUAGCAGCAGCAGUAGUAGUAGUAUGUGCUGUGCUGCGUAGACAAAAGUUGUGCCUUUAUUGACCUUUAUUUACUGAAUGUCUAUUUAUUUAUACCACUGUACCACCUUCACGUCUGUCUUUGUGUUGGAUAGCUUCAUUCCUACACCGCUGCUCAAAAGCGAGACAAUUGCAUGCAUCUAUAUAUUGGUGCAAUAAAUUACUGGUGACUUAAAUUAUUCUUCUAAAGCAAACAUUGUUUUGUAGGACUGAGAUUAUGCUUUCAUUAUAUGGGAUAUACUUGACAAGACAUUGAGAAACUAAGAGAAGAAACCAAUGUUUUCAGUAAUUAUUGUGCCUUAAUUCGAGUAUUGAUUUUGUGUAAUUGCACUGUUUUAAUUGAAUGGUCUUCCUGCACUUCGACUAUAGUGGUUUUACAUCUACCUCAGCUGUUACCCGUAAACUUUAAAUGAAACAGAUCAUAAAACAGUAACAAUACACACUUAACAGCAGGGAAUAUGUUGUAGAAUAUUUGUGUUAACAUAUUUUUUUACCCCUAAGAUGAUCAGUAUGGAAUUUAGUUAUUUAUAGCUAAAUUCAUAAAUAGCUGCAAGUUUGUUUGCACUGGGUUUUUACAUUAUUGUGUAUGUUUUAUAACACUUACUCAGCUUUGUUAAAUGCAGUAUUUUUAGUGAAUUUGAAUAUGGUUUAGUUAUAUAUAGCAACAAUGAUGUAAUUAAUGGUAAUGAGAACUUUUUUUUUGUCAUUAUUAGUCGUGGUUGCAGGAAAUUAAAUCCCGGCUAUAUAUAAUAAAACAGUUUUGCUUA
This is a messenger RNA of Sphaeramia orbicularis (orbiculate cardinalfish), 5000 nucleotides long. RefSeq names its product multidrug resistance-associated protein 4-like. The transcript is spliced from 31 exons. Gene Ontology annotation, biological process: transmembrane transport. Gene Ontology annotation, molecular function: ATP hydrolysis activity; ATP binding; ABC-type transporter activity. Bases 122 to 4084 code for a protein of 1320 amino acids. Gene Ontology annotation, cellular component: plasma membrane. Lineage: Eukaryota; Metazoa; Chordata; Actinopteri; Kurtiformes; Apogonidae. The record is from RefSeq and is a predicted model, not a curated record.